AUGCGUGCCGCUACAGUCCUUCUCAGCGCUCUUGCGGCAGCCUCCCUCGCCGCCCCCAUCCUCCUUGGUCGCGACCCGAACGCCUUGGAAGAACAAGCUGUUCUCAGCGGUAUGCAGCCCGCAAUCGACGCUAGGAGCACGUUCGAUACUCGCUCAGUCGACCAAGACACAACUAUGGAGUUGGAGCUAGCCAAACGUGGCAAGGCCGAAAACAAACGUGGCAGGGUCCAAAACAAACGUGGCAGGGUCCAAAACAAACGUGGCAGUGUCCAAGACAGUACCCUUAAGCAGGUCCACAAGCACGAGACCGGGUGGUGGGGGUGGCUCCGCAGAAAAUGGAUUGCAAAGAAAAGAAGGGAGCCUGAGACGAAGAAAAAGGAGGAGAAGAAGGGCAGGCAGAUGAGGACGAGAAAGAGGCAGAACAGCUGUACUUAUCUUGAGAAAUCUCGCCAUAGGUGCUGGUCGCGCAAGUCAUUCGCCACCUACACCCGUGUCUACGUACCCGAUCGACAUCAAAUAACCGAUAUCCGAGUUCUCCAUGCGAUGCGCACCUGGACACUCGUCCUGCUCGCUGCGAUGGCCGCUUCCUCCCCCGCCGUCGUCGUGCUCUUUGGACGCGACUCUCCAGCCUGGAAGAUCGAGCCACGUUGA
This is a messenger RNA of Dacryopinax primogenitus, 651 nucleotides long. RefSeq lists its product as uncharacterized. Bases 1 to 651 code for a protein of 216 amino acids. Lineage: Eukaryota; Fungi; Basidiomycota; Dacrymycetes; Dacrymycetales; Dacrymycetaceae. The record is from RefSeq and is a predicted model, not a curated record. The transcript is spliced from 2 exons.